Musca domestica (house fly) is the source of this 3084-nucleotide messenger RNA. RefSeq names its product nucleolar protein 10 (gene l(2)34Fd). The coding region runs from base 832 to 2961 and encodes 709 amino acids. NCBI's taxonomy places the organism in Eukaryota, Metazoa, Arthropoda, Insecta, Diptera, Muscidae. Gene Ontology annotation, cellular component: nucleolus; small-subunit processome; 90S preribosome. The record is from RefSeq and is a predicted model, not a curated record. Gene Ontology annotation, molecular function: protein binding. The transcript is spliced from 3 exons. Gene Ontology annotation, biological process: maturation of SSU-rRNA from tricistronic rRNA transcript (SSU-rRNA, 5.8S rRNA, LSU-rRNA).
ACGGAAGGAGAGAAAAAUAAUCCGAUUUGCCUCCACUUUGAAAAUCUUAAUAUUUUGUCUGUUCUUGGUCAUGUGGUCAAAAUUGUGAUUAAUUAUAACUUUUAUAAAAUGUGAACCAACAGUCCGAUUGUCCUCAAAUUACACACAUCACAAUAUUUUUAUAAACCCAAGAUCUGGUGAGAAGAUUGAAUAUAUUGGUCAGUUCUAGUACCUCUCUUAAAACGCGAAAUAAACAUUCGAUUCCAUUCAGAUUUAGCACAGCUCGAUAUUUCUUUCAACACAAGAUAUGUCAUAAAUAUGGUAGAGAUCGGAUCAUUCCCUCGGCUAUUCUAUUCUCUCAUCCAGAACCUGCAAGAAUCGACUUGUUUUAAAUUUUCUUUGAUGUCAUAAAGGUAAAAUCGGUUAUCGUAGUAAAAUCUUUUACAUUCUUGCAAUUCUGCAUGGCACAUGACAGUUCUGGAACAGACCACUGUACAGCUUACAGGUUCUGGAACAAUGCAACAAUUCUGGAACAGACCAAUAACUGCAGAUUUUGGAAAUUACCAAAUGUUUAAAUUUGUUAUGUAUUUGCCCAUAUUCUUCUACUAUGCAUAUUGAGGCCACAUUUAACAUUCAUUAUAAAAACACGUCUAUUGUUCCCAUAUGAUUUUCGAUACCAUUUCCAUAGUUCUUACUCUUUGCUUUGUUUAUAUUAUCGAAAAUCGAUACAACAGAUCCACGUGCAUGUGUGUUUACAUGCAGAGGAGCUUUGGAUUCAAUUCAUUUGAAAAAUUGGGAUUUUUCUUUAAAAAACAAUUAACAAUCCAAGAAUAAAUCACAACAUAUGCAAAUAUGUUUGUGAAUGAGGUGAAUGAUGUUAAAAUCUAUAAUCUUAGUGCGGGUAAAUCGGUACCAGAAUGGCUCACCGAUCGCCGCAAAAGAUCCCAGCUUAUGAAAAAGGUUGACUCACGUCGACAAAUUGAGCUGAUACAGGAUUUUGAUAUGCCAGGAGUAUGCACGUCCAUACGUAUGUCUCCUGAUAUGCAAUACAUCUUGGCAACAGGCACCUAUAAGCCACGGGUGAAAUGUUUUGAAGUCAGCAAUUUGUCCAUAAAAUUUGAAAGAUGUUUCGACUCUGAGGUAACCACCUUUGAGGUGAUCAGUGAUGACUACAGUAAAAUGGUAUUCUUGCAAUGCGACCGUUAUGUGGAGAUUCAUGCUGCCCAUGGUCGUCAUUAUCGUCUGCGUAUACCCAGAUUUGGUCGUGACAUGAAAUAUCACAAGCCUUCGUGUGAUCUUUUCAUUGUGGGCACAACCAAGGAAAUCUAUCGUUUGAAUUUGGAACGGGGUCAAUUUUUACAGCCUUACGAAUCGGAAGCUUCAUGCAUAAAUGCCUGUGAUGUUAGCUCAGAACAUGGCCUUCUGAUGGUGGGCACCAAGGAGGGUACAGUCGAAGCCUGGGAUCCAAGAACCAAGACGAAAUGCUCCACUCUAGAUGUGGCCAUUAAAUUGCCAGGUGUCAAGGAAUUUCCUUCGGUGUCAGCAUUGAAAUUUAAAGAUGGUCUUCAUAUGGGUGUGGGCACCAAUUCCGGUCACGUGUUGCUCUAUGAUAUUCGUUCAAAGGAACCUCUAUUAGUUAAGGAUCAUUUGAAUAAGGUUCCGAUAAAACGAUUGGCCUUUAAUCAAAAUCAUAAUGCCGUAUACUCCUUGGAUGAGGCCAUGUUGAAGCUGUGGGAUGAACAAACGGGCAAACAAAUUGCUUAUAUUGAAUCUACGUCGUCCUUUAAUGACUUCUGCACUGUACCCGAUACGGGCAUGUUCUUUUUGGCCCAAGAAGAUGUGAAAAUGUUGACAUUCUAUGUACCAGCCAUGGGUCCUGCGCCCAGAUGGUGCUCAUUCUUGGACAAUUUGACAGAGGAAAUCGAAUCAGAAGUUGUGGAAAAUAUGUAUGACGAUUACCAAUUUGUUACCCAAAAGGAAUUGGAAGAAUUGGGUCUGGAACAUUUGAUUGGCAGCAAUUUAUUGAAAGCCUAUAUGCAUGGCUACUUUAUUGAUGCACGUUUGUAUAAUCGGGCCAAAUCCAUUGUGGAUCCAUUCGCCUUUGAGCGAUUCCGUAAAGAGAAAAUCCGCCAAGAAAUUGAAAGUGAACGUAAGCCCCGCUUGCAGUUGUCCAGCAAAUUGCCGAAAGUUAAUCAAGAAUUGGCGCUUAAAAUCAUUGAGGAACAAACCAACCCCACUGCCAAACAGGCUGCUAAACAGGCACCCAAUCUCCUGGAAGAUAAUCGUUUCAAGGCAAUGUUUGAAAAUACUGACUUUAGUAUUGAUAAAAAUGCUGAGGAGUACAAACUUUUGGCUCCAGUGCUCAAUCGUUUGGAGAAGUCAAAACUUAAGGAAAUCAAGAAACGCAUUGAAGUGGCCCGUGUCAAUGAACUGCACGAGGAAGAAAAUAAACCUCAUGAAGAAAGUGAUAAUGAUGAGGAUUUGUUUGGUUUAGAGAAGAGCGAUGAUGAUGAUGACAAAGAUUCUUCGGGAGCCGAGUCAUCGGAUGAUGAAAAUGUUAAGGAGUUCGCCAAAGAAAUGAAAAAGGCCUACAAAGAUGUUAAGAAACAAAGGAAAGAGGAAUUAGAAGAUAUGGAUGUGGAAGAAAAUCAGCCCAAAACUUCUCAAAAAUUACCUGCCCAACAAACGAACGGUGCUAAACCCAAAGAAUUUAAAAUGUAUUCUUUGCAAACCUCAGCAGAAAUGAGUUCCGUAAAACGUGGCAUGAUGAAAGUUAGUCUCGCUGAUCGUGUCUCCAAGGUAGAGGAAACCAAUUCGAAAGUGCAAACCAUUGGUUCAUCGGGUAAUCGUCAAAUGACAUUUGAUUUGAAAAAGAAAGAUCUGCGCAAACGUGAACUGCAGCUGAAACAACAUCGAGAGGAACGUAAAAAACUGAUACGACCCAUAAAGUCGUUAAAAUUAAAGAAAGUUAAUUUUAAGUAACAAUAAUUAUUAAUGACAUGUUUUAAAUUAAUACAAAAUGUUUUUUUUUUGUAGAAUAUAAACAAUAGAUUGUUUUUGUAUGUAAAAUUAAAUAAAAAUAAUAAUUACAAAACAUUUUAAGAA